Fundulus heteroclitus (mummichog) is the source of this 2090-nucleotide messenger RNA. Its product is annotated as proteinase-activated receptor 1. Gene Ontology annotation, molecular function: thrombin-activated receptor activity. The transcript is spliced from 2 exons. Gene Ontology annotation, cellular component: membrane. The coding region runs from base 217 to 1545 and encodes 442 amino acids. The record is from RefSeq and is a predicted model, not a curated record. Lineage: Eukaryota; Metazoa; Chordata; Actinopteri; Cyprinodontiformes; Fundulidae. Gene Ontology annotation, biological process: phospholipase C-activating G protein-coupled receptor signaling pathway; thrombin-activated receptor signaling pathway; positive regulation of blood coagulation.
CAGGAGAAAGGAAUGUGUGCAGCGUCUGGACUGGACAGGGCCACUUUGGGCGGAAACCACAACACGCCGGCAGCAUUUAGAGGCAGCUUGUAACCGCGGAGGGAAGGAACGUGGGAGAGACGCGCAGAACGCUGGGAGCGGACGCAAGGAUUAUUAACUGCGGUCCAGUUUUUGGCAUUUAGUUUCAAAUAGAAGAGCCAGGAUUCCGCCAGCAAGAUGCCUUUAGUGGAUCGGAAAUAUUUGCUUUUGGUUCUGGGUUGCCUCUUCUCUGCUGCUGCGUCGGCUUCGAAAAGCAACGCCACAAAUCCACGGACCUUUGUCAUUCGUCGCUACCCAUCCACAGAUGAGCCAAUAGAUAUUCCUACUUAUGAAGGAGAUGAUGAUGAUGAGCAGCUGAACCCUCGUCCAAACCGUACAGUGUUGAAUGGAACAGAAUCUAGAUUUGGUCUCUCUGAUCAGGCACGUCUGUUUCUGACCGGCCCCGUUUCCACGAUCCUCAUGCCUUCCUUCUACACCUUGGUGUGCUGCAUCAGCGUGCCCAUCAACUUUGGCGCCGUAAUGGCCUUCGCUCUGGGUAUUCGGCCCAAGAAGCCAGCAGCCAUCUUCAUGCUGAACCUGGCCUCCGCCGACCUGCUCUUUGGCCUCACGCUUCCCUUCAAGAUCAUCUACCACUUUGAGGGCAACGACUGGAUAUUCGGCUCGCUCCUGUGCCGAGUAGUCACCGGCGGCUUUUACUGGAACAUGUACUGCUCCGUCCUUCUCAUAGCCUGCAUCAGCGUGGACCGGUUCCUUGCAGUCGUCUACCCUAUUGACUCCCUGGCUUGGAGGAGGCCAAAGAACACCAUCAUAGCCUGUGUAGCCAUGUGGGUCCUGUCCUUCGCUGCCUCUCUGCCUCUUGUUGUCUCCGACCAGACGGUUCACCUCGAGGAAUUGAAUAUCACCACCUGCCAUGACGUCCAGUACCACGAUGAGAAUUUCUGGUUGCACACGUAUUUCAUUGUCAUCUUUUUCUCCCUAUUCCUAUUGCCUUUUAUCGUCACAGUGGGGUCCUACGCAAAAGUUAUCUGGAGACUGAGCAGUGUGCCACGUGGGCUUCCAGGCAGCUCCCGCAAAAAAACAAGAGCUGUGGUGAUGGCCUUGACGGUGUUGAUGAUUUUUGUCCUGUGCUUCAUGCCUACAAACUGCUUCCUGCUGGCACACUACUGGCUGUUUAAGGGACUCGAGGACGUCCGCGAGGCCCCCGACGGCUCCUACGGGUUCUACUUGAUGUUUUUGUGUUUGGGCAGUCUGAACUGCCUCCUCGAUCCCCUCGCCUACUACUUUGGCUCUUCCCAGUGUCAGAGACAACUGUCCAGAAUGCUGAAGUGUAGAAGGUCCACGGAGAAGGGCAGCAUCACCCAUUCGUCGUCUGACUCGUGCAGAUCUAGCACCAGACCCAUUCUGAAACACAGGCACACGGAAUCCUCCAAAAUAACAUCAUCUGUAACCAAAACGGACUCAUUGGAAGCAAACCUCGACAGUCAGUACAAUAAACUGCUGGUCUGAUCACGGUCACCCUGAGGAGGGGAUAGGGGGGCCGUUUUAACUGAGUCUUACCUCCUGACGUUUGACGUGCAGAAACACAAAGUUGUGAAGUAAAGGUUACUCCAUGCGGUUGAAUACUUAGUGUUCAGAACUCCGUAGGAAUGUUUUUUUGUGAGAUUUACUUAAAAUGGAAGUUAACCAAACUCCUUGUGCUACUAGAAACGAUAGAUAUAGAUUUGUUUCACAAGGAGAACUCUACACUCCCAGAUGUAACAUCCAGGACCUUAGUGAAGCUAAAUCUGUUAUUAAAUGUAGAAUUUGAGAAGGACAUGCUUUACUUUUUGCACUGUAUAUUUACAUUUGCACAUAUUAUUAGAUAUCCAUUAAGUAUGUAAACAGGCUGUUACAUUUUUUUUAUAUAUAUUUUUUAGGAUUUAAAAUGAGCUUAGUUUUAAGCACUCUGUAAAGCUAUUGACCAUGUAUUAUCUUUUUACAAAUGUAUACCUUUUAUUACGCGUGUAUUUUUUUUAUAUUUUUUCAUCUCUAAAUAAAUGUUUUAGACCCAA